AUGCUCCAAUGCUGGGAGCACGUGUACCCCAAGUCGCACUUUAUCAGAUCUGCCCAGCCUGCCAAUCUCCACAUUGCCUCUUUUCCAAUCGGCAACAACAUCCCCGAAGCCGACGGCGCAGACACCCCCUACGCGUACUGGCAUGCCGCGGCAAUCGGCUAUCAAGGCUCUCCCCUCAACGAGUCACUUUCCAACUCGAAGAAAUCGACCAACGCCAUGCCCUACAUCACCGCCGUCUACAACACGACCACGCUGUGGCAGGAUAUCACAUACAGCAUCAAGAACUAG
This is a messenger RNA of Aspergillus saccharolyticus JOP 1030-1, 288 nucleotides long. RefSeq lists its product as uncharacterized. The record is from RefSeq and is a predicted model, not a curated record. Bases 1 to 288 code for a protein of 95 amino acids. The transcript is spliced from 4 exons. NCBI's taxonomy places the organism in Eukaryota, Fungi, Ascomycota, Eurotiomycetes, Eurotiales, Aspergillaceae.